AUGAUUAACGAGUUCAAGCCACAAACACCAGAUGACAUAGACAAACAUAUAAUGGCUGAGAUUCCUGAUGAAAAUAAAAGGCCAAAUCUACAUGGAGCUGUUCAAAAUUACAUGGUACAUGGUCCAUGUGGUCCGUACAACAAGAAUUCAACUUGCAUGAAGAAUGGAUCAUGUUCAAAGUUUUAUCCCAAAGAGUUUAGGCAGCAAACACUCAUUGAUGAAGUCGGAUUUUUCAAAUAUAGGCGUACUGAUAAUGGUCGAACAUUGAAGAAAAGAGAAUGUGUACUAGACAAUAAGUUUAUUAUUCUAUAUAAUCCAAAAUUUUUGCUCAAGUUCUGGUGCCACAUAAAUGUGAGAUACACAUGCCAAACAAAUUCUAUUAAGUAUCUUAAGUAUGUACACAAGGGCAAUGAUUGCAUAACAGCUACCCUAUACAAUGCUGGUGAUUCGUCAGAAGCCACACAAGUUGUUGACAAAAUUAGAAAUUACUACGAUUGUAGGUACACUUCGGCAUGUGAGGUAGUCUGUCGUUUAUUUGGAUACGAAAUCCAAGAGAAAGAACCAUUUGUGAUUAGACUUCCAUUCUAUUUGGAGGAUGAGAAACUUGUCGUUUAUAGUGAAACUUCUAAUGUAAAUGAUAUCAUCGAAAAAGCAGUAUCUCAUAAGUCCAUGUUUCUGGGAUGGGUGGCGGCGAACAUGUCAUAUCCUUAUGCUCGAAGUCUAACUUAUACUGAAUUUUCAAUGAAGUUUUUUUGGAAGGACGAUGCUUCAAAGUGGUUUCCUCAAAAGCAAGGUUUUGUAAUUGGAAGGUUGACUCAUGUACCUGCAGACCAGAACAUGUCCGAGAUAGAUAUUGGCAUGAACUCUCAGAUGAUAUUUUUUGUAUCGAUAAAGAACCGUGAUGAAUAUAAAGAGUUAACCAUGUCAGAUGAUGAGAUCAAGCAGUUGUGCUUAAUGGAUAUAGACAAGAUCUUACAUUCCUAUAGUAAAACCUUGAAAGACUAUCCUCCUAUGCCUUUAGCAACUGAAGUUGAUAGUUCUUUGUUAACCAAAAAAGUAAUCAAGGAAGAGAUAAACUUUAACAAGGAUGAGUUAAAGAAAAAUGUCUCAGACAUGUUAGCCAUCGCAAUACCUGAGUAA
This is a messenger RNA of Arachis ipaensis, 1140 nucleotides long. RefSeq lists its product as uncharacterized. The record is from RefSeq and is a predicted model, not a curated record. NCBI's taxonomy places the organism in Eukaryota, Viridiplantae, Streptophyta, Magnoliopsida, Fabales, Fabaceae.